GAUUUACCGAUAUAUCAAUCUUUAGAACGCACCUUACGAACAACGUCUGCAUGGUCGUCAAGUAGUGGACACCCCUAGACUUGGACAAGUGGACUAAGCUAAGCCACGUUUCCGCUUCUCUCCUGGUCUGCACCACCCCUGCCUCGCCCCUUCCCCGCCCUAUAGCUCGGGGGCGCGCACGGAGGGGCGGGUGGGGAAGGAUCGCCGAGCUCCCGUGGCGCGGCUCGCGUGCCCGCCCGCCCUGGCCCCAGCGCCCAUCUGGUCGGCCGGCCCAGCCAUGAUCAAGGCGAUUCUCAUCUUCAACAACCACGGAAAGCCGCGGCUCUCCAAGUUCUACCAGCCCUACAGUGAAGAUACACAACAGCAAAUCAUCAGGGAGACUUUCCAUUUGGUAUCUAAGCGAGAUGAAAAUGUUUGUAAUUUCCUAGAAGGAGGAUUAUUAAUUGGAGGAUCUGACAACAAACUGAUAUAUAGACAUUAUGCAACACUAUAUUUUGUCUUCUGUGUGGAUUCUUCAGAAAGUGAACUUGGUAUUUUAGAUCUAAUUCAAGUUCACAAUAUUCUUGCAGAAAUGGUGAUGGGGGGAAUGGUAUUAGAGACCAACAUGAAUGAAAUUGUUACACAAAUUGAUGCACAAAAUAAACUGGAGAAAUCUGAGACCUUUAUCUUUCAGUCUCCCAGACAGGACAGGUAGACAAGGCUGGCUUAGCAGGAGCUCCAGCCCGUGCUGUAUCAGCUGUAAAGAAUAUGAAUCUUCCUGAGAUCCCAAGAAAUAUUAACAUUGGUGACAUCAGUAUAAAAGUGCCAAACCUGCCCUCUUUUAAAUAAAAUAUUAAAAAGACCACUCCCAGGUAAAACCCAGGGGGACAAGUCAUCUAAGUUUACCAUACAGUUGUUUACCAAAAAUAGAGGAGGAGAGUCUUAACUUUUGCUCUUGGAUUUAAGUCAAGGUACUGUAUAAAAGUAUAAAAUCAGUAUGAAAGUUCAAUGUUGCUUUUCUUGCUCAGUGAUUUUAAAGAAAUUGUAUAGUUCUGGUGUGAUUUUUUUGUUGUUGUUGUUUUCUAAACUGCAUUCCUGUGCCACCUAAGGCAUGCCUCUGUGUAUUGGCUGUUACAGUAUUUUGAAAGUGAGGUGUCUUUAAUUAUGUACAAUCCAAAAUGUUGGUGUUUUGUAUGGAUCAUAAGUGCAACAUUCCUUAAUUCUUUCUGCUAUUUGUCACUAUUGUUAUUUGAAGAACCAAGUAUGUAUUGCAUGAAAACAUUAUGACCUUUUCCUCUUAGUUUAAAUAAACUCCAAGGUAACUGAAUUUCUAAAGCACCUUUCUGUUUGCCUGAUAUCUACCUUGGCAAUAAUUUUUUUUACAACCCUUUGACUCAAAAAAAAUAAAGGUAUAUUUUAUCACUGUUAAA
Messenger RNA from Cavia porcellus (domestic guinea pig), 1409 nucleotides. It is a transcript of the gene Ap3s1, whose product is annotated as adaptor related protein complex 3 subunit sigma 1. Gene Ontology annotation, cellular component: intracellular membrane-bounded organelle; membrane coat; AP-3 adaptor complex. NCBI's taxonomy places the organism in Eukaryota, Metazoa, Chordata, Mammalia, Rodentia, Caviidae. Gene Ontology annotation, biological process: Golgi to vacuole transport; intracellular protein transport. The transcript has 6 exons. Bases 278 to 694 code for a protein of 138 amino acids. The record is from RefSeq and is a predicted model, not a curated record.